Molecule: messenger RNA, 3514 nt
Organism: Xenopus laevis (African clawed frog)
Lineage: Eukaryota; Metazoa; Chordata; Amphibia; Anura; Pipidae
Gene: susd1.S
Product: sushi domain containing 1 S homeolog
Exons: 15
Coding region: 290-2926 (878 amino acids)
Cellular component (GO): membrane
Molecular function (GO): calcium ion binding
Source: RefSeq, a predicted model, not a curated record
UCUACCAUACGAAAUGUCAGAUGGAGUGAGUCACUUGCCCUAAACAUGCUGGUGGGAUACAUGCAGCUGUAUCCAAUGUGUUGUAAUGGUGACUCAGUCCAGCUGUGGGCAAAUUGUGAUUCUGUAUUGCACUGUGUGUGUGUGACCUGGCACAGGAAAAAGACAUCCUGCAGCUGAUAAAAAGGGGCUCUCAGCUUUGGAUUCCUGUGACAAGUGCAGAGGGGAACGAGGCAAACUGGAGUUAAGAAGUGAAUACAGGGAGGAGCAGUGACAGAGCAAAGUUAGUGCCAUGACAACAGAGAGAAUAGUACUUCUGCUAGUGCUGCCGCUCUCCUUGGUGCUCCUACUACCCUGCCAUGCCCAGCUGCAAGAUGAUACGUCAACCCAAGAUGUAUGUAAAAAAUGCCAUACCAAUGCCACCUGUCUUAGAAAAAAUAAUACGUAUUCCUGUAUCUGUAACUAUGGAUUAAUUGGAAAUGGAAGGACCCAUUGUCUGGAUAAAGAUGAGUGCCAGAUUGGUUCCCACAAGAUCUGUGGGGAUCAGACAGCAUGUCAUAAUACACAUGGAAGCUUCUUCUGUGUCUGCCUGGAUGGAUAUCGGCCGUCCAACAACCAUAGGCACUUUAUACCCAACGAUGGCACGUUCUGCACCGAUAUUGAUGAAUGCGAGUCGGCAGAUAUUUGUGGAUAUAAGGGAAAAUGCAAAAACACCCCAGGGAAUUACGAGUGCUAUUGCAUGGAGGGCUAUCAACUAAAAAGUGGAACAGAACCUUUCCAGGCCUAUGGUGACAUUGCUUGUGUAGAUAUUGAUGAGUGUGAAGCAGAAGACAUUUGUGGACCUAAUGCGCAGUGUAAAAAUGUCCUGGGAAGCCAUGAGUGUUACUGCAUGGAGGGAUAUAAGCUGAACAAUGGCAUGGAACCUUUUCAAGCAACUGGUCACAUAAAUGUAUGCUCAGUUGUUGAUUGUGGACUACCACCUGCUCUUCCACAUACUCAAAUGGAUCUAGAAGGCAAUACUACCUUUGGAAGUCGAGUGACAUACAGGUGUGAUCCAGGAUUCACUGCUAAUGCGGGACACGACAUUUCCAUCUGCACUUCUCAUGGAACAUGGAAAGGAGACAGUCUUGUUUGCACAGUUAUAGAUUGUGGUCUACCACCAAUCCUGCCCAAUAUGCUAAUAAACUCCUCAAACAACACCACCUUUGGAAGCAAUGUGACAUACAGAUGUAUGAAGGGAUAUGGGGCAGUUAGUGGGAAUGGCGUUGCAAGAUGUACACAAAAUGGAAAGUGGGAGGCAGCUAAUUUGUCUUGUCAAGUUGUGGAUUGUGGCCAACCACCGUCCAUUCAGCAUGCAUCAUCAAGAUUCGCAAGAAACACUACUUUGGGAAACAACAUAACAUAUGAAUGCAUGUCUGGCUAUGUCAAGCAGAGCGGGAAUGGAAUUACUGUAUGUAAUGAAGAUGGAAAAUGGGAUGGAGUUGACCUUAUAUGCAAAGAAAUAAACUGUGGGCAGCCAACUUCAGUUUCCAAUGCGCAGAUGAUUUUGAGUGGAUCCACAAACCUUGGAAGUAAAGUGGAAUAUGAAUGUCUACGAGGUUUCUACAACUCUGGUGGUAGAAGUAUUUCAAGAUGCACUGAAAAUGGAAAAUGGGAAGAUGUAAAUAUCACAUGUAAAGUAAACGAAACCUUAAUUGGGAACAUGACCAUUUUCAAUGAAACAUGUCUACAAUGGAGAAAAAGUUCUGAAAUAAUAGACUGGGAGAUCUUAUAUAAGUUCACCAUUCUUGGAAAAGGAUGGGACCAGGAACAUUUUGCUCACGAAAGAGAUUUUGAGUUCAUCACAAACAACAGUUUUCGAUGUUUGGAUCUUCUUCCUGGAAGGAACUACAUGGUGAUAAUGAGAGCCGUGUUCCUGGAGAUGCAGGAAAUACCAAUAAAUAUAACGUUGGAAACAGCUAUGAUGAUGAGAUUUGGUGAAAUUACACUAUUCAAUACAACAUGUCUUCAGUGGGCAAAGAGUUCUGGAAAAACUGAAGUACUGGAGGAAUACACAGUCCUGAUCAAAGGGCACGCUUGGAAUCCCCAAAAAAUAUUUCUGAACAUACUGUUUAAUUUCAGUACAAGCAGUAGGAAUCCAGUGCUAUGUCUAUUGCUGCCAUCAGAGGAAGAAUAUAUUAUUAAUGUUACUGAAUCAUCCACAGAACUCUCCGCAUCUGUUCCUCUCAACACGUCAGGGCAUGCCAAUAGCAAUGAAGAUAUCAGUGGCACAGCUCCUUUGGAUGAAACUUGUUUGCGAUGGUACAGAAUUAUAGAUGAUAAUGGUAUGCAAGAGAUUUACAGAACAUUAACUGCUGAACGAAACAACACUUUACGCCCUGACAGCUAUCAUAUGCCGAAUACUAUUAAAGGCAUUCCGAAGGGCCAGUUCCUGAGGGUGAGACGUAUAUCCUCCAGUGAUGAACGCUACCUGAGUAGUGCGAAUAAACUGAUUAAUAAAUUUGUGGAAAAGGGUUAUGACUAUAACUCAUUGUGUAUAAUAAGAGAUGAGGUCCUAAAACGAGACAGAACAAGUCUUCUAAGGAAGACAAAGGACACAUUGGUUGUUGAUCAAAGAAUUCCAUUUGUGAGCCAAUUUGGACCACUCAGUAAAAAACUUGAAAAAUUAAUUUCGCAACAUUGGUCCAUUUUACAAAGGGAUCCUGUGGUAGGCAAACACUGUAAAGCGGUCCCAUUAUUUUCCUAUAAGAGAGGGAGAAACUUGGCAGACAAGCUGGUAAAGACUGAUAUCUAUGGGACUGAGAAUAAAACAAGAUUUUUAAGCACUCCUAAGUUUGGCACGUUCCCCUGCCUGGGCUGUGGGUGCUGUAGUUCCAUAAUCAAGGGUGACAGUAUAACGCACCCAUUGAAGGGUUACAAGAUCCCAUAAAAGCUUAUCAUACUUGUAAUACUGAUUUUGUGAUUUAUGCCCUUAAAUGCCCCUGUGGGAAAAUGUACAUUGGGCAAACAUCGAGACAAAUAAAAAUUAGGAUCAGGGAACAUAAGUAUUCUAUUUCCAAUUUUGAUCCAGAGAACAAAAAAACUCAUACACCAGUCGGCAAACAUUUUUAUUUGCAUAAGCACAAUUCUGCAACAUUAAGGUGGCUGGUUUUAGAGAAAGUUCAGUUACCCCAAAGAGGGGGAGAUAGGAAACGCCUACUAUUACAAACUGAGGCAAGAUGGAUAGAUAGAAUGAAUACAGUUGAACCAAGGGGAAUGAACGAAGCUAUGAGCUAUAAAUGCUGUGCAGUUAAUGUCUGCAAAUAAAGAAAUGAUCUUUUAAACUAAAGAAACAAGUGCUCUCCGGCUACCUCUUUUUGUAUUAGUAACCUUGGCACUCCAGCACGGGGAUUGCAGCGCGUAGAGAAGCACACCCAUACGGAUGGAUACAUAAAGGACCCUUUUUAAAGUUAAAAUAUACUUUCAGCCUAGACAUCAGAACCACAGUCAUAGCAAAACAGAAGUUUAGGGUUAAAUA